Rhododendron vialii is the source of this 1005-nucleotide messenger RNA. RefSeq lists its product as uncharacterized. Gene Ontology annotation, molecular function: nucleic acid binding; RNA-DNA hybrid ribonuclease activity. NCBI's taxonomy places the organism in Eukaryota, Viridiplantae, Streptophyta, Magnoliopsida, Ericales, Ericaceae. The coding region runs from base 1 to 1005 and encodes 334 amino acids. The transcript is spliced from 2 exons. The record is from RefSeq and is a predicted model, not a curated record.
AUGACGGCAUUGGAGCUUAGUGACCAAGGCUCGACGGCAAGUGGAGAUGGCGAAAAUUCUACUUCUACUGCCUUUUCAGAGAAUCGAUGGCGACAUCUGUGGAAACUCAAAAUUCCGAAGAAGAUUUUGCACUUUAUUUGGAAGUGUCUUCAUGAGAUUUUGCCGACUAAAGCAAAUCUUUUUCGGAAAAAAGUUGUUGAGGAGUCAAGUUGCCCAGUUUGUGGGGUGGAAGUGGAAACAAUUCUGCACCUUUUCUGCACAUGCUCUUUAGCGCAACAGGUCUGGUCUUUGUUCCCUUUCAAUACGGGCUUGGUUGGUGCUAGUUAUAAUUCAUUUGUUGAUUUGUGGGAUGCUUUUGAGGCUCAUUGGCAGAAUGUUUCGAAUAAGUACUGGCGUUGUUCUCUUAUAGCAGUUGGGAUGUGUUCUAGGGCAGCAGGUUGCUUGGAUGAAUACUUAGCAGCAAACCGAUCAGGGGGAGAAAUUCGGGGUAAUAGGGAGAAGGAUUCUAGCGUUGCUUGGCAGCGGCCGAGUACUGGUUUUGUUAAAAUUAAUGUGGAUGGAGGAUGGGCAAAGUUUUCUGGGAAAGGUGCAUACAGUGUGGUUAUCAGAGAUGCGAAUGGAAUGUUCAUGGUUGCUGCAUCUGGAUGCUUGUCUUGGUGUAGAAGCCCAGAACUCGCAGAGGCCAUGGCGGUUCGUCGUGGAGUCCAAGUGGGGCUUCAACUAGGACUAAAUACAGUCAUGGUGGAAAGUGAUUUUAAGGCCUUCAUUGACAUGAUAAAUGGGCAUACAGUAGUCAGCCAAAGCAUGAAUUCUAUCAUCCAUGAUGUUAAGGUUUUGAACAAUGAUUUUCAAAGUUGUAUGUUUUUGUUUGCUCGCCGAUCUUCUAAUUCGGUUAUGCAUACUUUGGCUAGUAAAGGUUUAGGUGGGUUGGAUUGUAGUCUUUGGACUGAAUCCCCUUCUAUUUGGCUUCUUGAUUCCUUGUCUAGGGAUGGAGAUUCCUCAUGA